Molecule: messenger RNA, 984 nt
Organism: Gorilla gorilla gorilla (western lowland gorilla)
Lineage: Eukaryota; Metazoa; Chordata; Mammalia; Primates; Hominidae
Gene: PRSS3
Product: serine protease 3
Biological process (GO): proteolysis
Molecular function (GO): serine-type endopeptidase activity
Source: RefSeq, a predicted model, not a curated record
AUGUGCGGACCUGACGACAGAUGCCCCGCACGCUGGCCGGGACCGGGAAGGGCGGUCAAGUGUGGAAAGGGGCUAGCGGCUGCCAGGCCUGGCCGAGUGGAGCGGCGGGGCGGGGCGCAGCGGGGCGGGGCGGGGCGCAGCGGGGCGGGCCUGGAGCUGCACCGGCUUCUGGGUGGACGCACUUGGCGCGCGGCGCGGGAUGCAGACGGCUGCGAGGCGCUGGGCACAGUUGCUGUCCCCUUUGACGAUGAUGACAAGAUCAUUGGGGGCUACACCUGUGAGGAGAAUUCUCUCCCCUACCAGGUGUCCCUGAAUUCUGGCUCCCACUUCUGUGGUGGCUCCCUCAUCAGUGAACAGUGGGUGGUAUCAGCAGCUCACUGCUACAAGACCUGCAUCCAGGUGAGACUGGGAGAGCACAAUAUCAAAGUCCUGGAGGGGAAUGAGCAGUUCAUCAAUGCGGCCAAGAUCAUCCGCCACCCCAAAUACAACAGGGACACUCUGGACAAUGACAUCAUGCUGAUCAAACUCUCCUCACCUGCCAUCAUCAAUGCCCGCGUGUCCACCAUCUCUCUGCCCACCGCCCCUCCAGCUGCUGGCACUGAGUGCCUCAUCUUCGGCUGGGGCAACACUCUGAGCUUUGGUGCUGACUACCCAGACGAGCUGAAGUGCCUGGAUGCUCCGGUGCUGACCCAGGCUGAGUGUAAAGCCUCCUACCCUGGAAAAAUUACCAACAGCAUGUUCUGUGUGGGCUUCCUUGAGGGAGGCAAGGAUUCCUGCCAGCGUGACUCUGGUGGCCCUGUGGUCUGCAACGGACAGCUCCAAGGAGUUGUCUCCUGGGGCUAUGGCUGUGCCUGGAAGAACAGACCUGGAGUCUACACCAAGGUCUACAACUAUGUGGACUGGAUUAAGGACACCAUCGCUGCCAACAGCUAAAGCCCCCGGUCCCUCUGCAGUCUCUAUACCAAUAAAGUGGCCCUGCUCUCA